AUGGUAUUAGAUACAAAUAAAAAGUUAAUAUUCACUAAUUUAUCGGUUAAAACCACCGAUGAUAGUUUAAAAACCUAUUUAUUGAAAUAUGGUGAUAUUAUUGAUUGUCUAAUUAAUAAAGAUAAUGAAGGUAAUUCAUUAUAUACAGGUUUCGUCACUUAUCAAUCAACAACAUCUGUCGAUCGUGUCAUGUUAUCUCGUCCACAUCUAAUUGAUAGUAAAAUAGUAAAGGUUCAUCGUGCAAUGCCAGAACAAGGUGAUGGUGAUUGUAGUAUUCAUUUACAAGUAUAUGAAAUUUUUAUUUCUGGUAUACGUAAGUCAGAAACAUCGGAAAUGUUCAAAACCUAUUUUUCACAUUAUGGACAUGUUGUCAAAUGUCAAUUAAUGAAUUAUCGAAAUAAUUCAAAUCGCGCAUUUGGUUUUCUCUCAUUUAAUGAUACAGAUUGUGUGGAUAAAGUUAUUCUAGAACGACCACAUGUAAUUCAAAAACGACAUUAUCAUGUUAGAAAAUCCAUACCAAAACAUUACUCUUAUAUUAUAUCAUACGUUAAACCCGUAUCAUCUUAUAAUCAAUAUUGGAAUUAUUUUGGAUAUGGAUUAAUUAAUUUAAAUGAUAGUAACAUGAAUAUCAAUGAUACACUACUUCAGCAUCAAUUACCAUAUUAUCAGAGAAUUUUAGCACCAAAACGAGCACCAAAACGAGAUCCAAAACGACAAAAUCGUCAACAAUCAACAGUUGUAAUUCCACGAAUAGAAGAGAAUAACACUAGUGAACAACAAACAUUUGAAAUUGUAAAUGUUAACAGUAGUAGUGAUGAAGAAGAAUUAAUAUCUCUCAUUGAAAACGAUGAAUCGUCUCAUUUACAAGAAAAUGAUAAACGAGAUGAAAAAACAGAGAAUAGUGAAGAUAAUAAAGCAUCAUGUGAUUUAAUGUAA
This is a messenger RNA of Didymodactylos carnosus, 936 nucleotides long. The record is from the annotation of a GenBank genome assembly. Lineage: Eukaryota; Metazoa; Rotifera; Eurotatoria; Philodinida; Philodinidae.